GGACUCUCUCCAUGUCUCACAUAUACAAUUAUUAACUUGUAUAUCAAAUUAGUUAAGUCCAUUUCUCCCUCUUCACCAUGGACUUAAACUACCCAGAAGAUUUCUACUCCAACAUCUCCACCCUAGAAACUUCUCACCAUGAUCUCCUCGGAACUGCCAGAUCCUACGAGUGCAUCUUUUGCAAGAGAGGCUUCACCACAGCACAAGCCUUGGGUGGACACAUGAACAUACACAGAAAACAAAGGGCCAACAACAACACCAAACCCACUGUCCCUCCUCCUUCAACUUCUAACAAAGUUGAUGCAAUCAACAACCAUGCAGAUCUCGUUCAAAUUCCAACCCAAUCCACUCCUUCUCAUGCUAAUCAUCUUUCUUUUCCACCCACUUCACUCACUGUUACACCUUCCCAUGCUCAGCUUUCGUCUGCAGAAAAAGACCAACUGGGACACGUCUUUCUGCAGGAUUGGAGUACCACAAAUUUGAGCUUCUACUCUAAUCCAUUGUGUCUUCAUCAAAUUAAGAAUAAGUUUGAAGACACUGAAGAGAAUGGCCUGGAUUUGGAGCUCAGGUUGGGUCAUCAUCCAUAGCAUAUGCAUAUACAUAUCAUGCUAUACAUCCAUCAAGCAUGUAUAGAUAUAAAGAUAUGUAUCAGAUGAGAGCACGUAGUAAUCACUAGAGAGCAACUAAUUUAUAUAUAUAUAUGUAUAUGCUUUUCGGUUCCUAUAUUAUGGACAUUAAGAAGAGAUGGGUUGAACCGGCAUGAAGUAAAAGCUUGGAGAUUCUUCUUUGUGAGAAAGGUACCCAGAAUUCUUAUGAGGAAGGUACUGCUCAAAUAAAUUUUCUCUUGAAAUAAUGUCUUGCACUUACAGGAUUCUACACCAGAAGUAGUACUCAUGAAGUUCCUAAUUAUGUGAAUGUUCCUUUUGGUGAUCAUUUUGAAUUUGUUUUUGCUUUGGUACACGACAUUCCUUGCUGUUUACAA
This is a messenger RNA of Vigna umbellata (rice bean), 982 nucleotides long. RefSeq lists its product as uncharacterized. The record is from RefSeq and is a predicted model, not a curated record. Lineage: Eukaryota; Viridiplantae; Streptophyta; Magnoliopsida; Fabales; Fabaceae.